GGGAUUUCAAAAUGCCGACGAAGAAAUAUGUUUCACGUAGAUAUCCUAGUACGCGUUUAAGAUCAAUUUUACGAAGUUACGAGAAAACCAUAAGGCUUAGUAAACAGUCAGAAAUACUGGUGUUUUUGUCAUACAUUCUUUUCCUACAGAAGUUGGGAAAAGAAGCCCGAAACCAAGCCUUGAGCCAACGUCAGAAAAUUGUAACUGUUGAUCAUGUUGAAGAAGUAUUGCAGCUUGUCUUAAAACAAAUGAGAGGGUAGCAGUUACAGAACUCUGUCUGAAACCACUUCAAGUACACUUUAAAAAUUGGGGAAGACACACAAGAGCUUGAGUGAUAAAGGAAACCUACAGUUGUAAAUUAAACUUCAAGUCACUUGUUUAUAUUAAUGUUUAAAGCGUCACUUCAAACUGCUUAAUAUAUAUGUAUAGCACAAAUUAAGAGAAUAUCAUAACAGGCAUUCUUAUCUACUCCAAUCAAGUCAAAAUAAUGAUUUUUUUUAAUAUUGUAUACUGAAAUGUGUUAUAAUUUUCCUCAAUGGUUGUUGAAUAGAAGUAGAUGUGUAACUUGUGUAUAGUCAUUAGUGUGUUAAAAUUAGUUUAAUAAAACUACUAAAGUUAAGUAUAAGUUGAACAAACUCAUUCUCUUUCUAUUGUAAUAUUGUCGUGUGAAAAGUUUUAAAUCAAUUUUUUCGUGGGUUUAAUUAAAUAUUUUUUAUGAAGUAGCCAUUGUAAGCAGAGACAUUGAAGACUUGGAGGAAAAACCAAUGUUAUAGUAUAAAAAACAACAACAUGUAUUUAUAGAAAAAUAAUUAUCAAACACAAAGGGAGAGAUAUGUUUAAAACUAUUUUAAAUUACCUCUUAACUGUGAUUAAAAUAGAGUAAUAAUGGUUGGCAGUGAAGAAUUUCAUAGCACAAGAAGUAAGACUAGAGAGAAUUGGAUACAAGUGAUAUACAUAUACAGUUUUGAAAUAAGUCACAUAUUUUACAAAGCACUAGUGUUGUUGUGAAGAAAUUCAUUUCUUGAUGACCUUGAGAAGUCCAUGCUUGAGCUAAUCUUAUAAGUAUCCAAGUUUUGGGUUGAACUUUGAAUUAGGCUAAUUUACUGUAAGAACUGUACAAUUACUCACAUAAGGCAAUAGAAACAUAGUAACGUCACAGGUUUAAAUAUCAUCUUUAUUAGGUUUGGCACAUAACAUGAAAAAAUAAGUGGUUUGGAAAGCAAGUACGUAAACUAAACUUUU
Messenger RNA from Limulus polyphemus (Atlantic horseshoe crab), 1242 nucleotides. RefSeq names its product centromere protein W-like. Gene Ontology annotation, biological process: kinetochore assembly; chromosome segregation; mitotic cell cycle. Gene Ontology annotation, cellular component: nucleoplasm; kinetochore. NCBI's taxonomy places the organism in Eukaryota, Metazoa, Arthropoda, Merostomata, Xiphosura, Limulidae. The coding region runs from base 12 to 260 and encodes 82 amino acids. Gene Ontology annotation, molecular function: DNA binding; protein heterodimerization activity. The transcript has 3 exons. The record is from RefSeq and is a predicted model, not a curated record.